Rhagoletis zephyria (snowberry fruit fly) is the source of this 708-nucleotide messenger RNA. RefSeq lists its product as uncharacterized. The record is from RefSeq and is a predicted model, not a curated record. NCBI's taxonomy places the organism in Eukaryota, Metazoa, Arthropoda, Insecta, Diptera, Tephritidae.
AUGGACGUCAUGCAACAGCUCCUUUGCUCAGAAGUCCGUAAGGGUCCACCUGGUACGCCGAUGACUCAGCGUACUGUCUUUGGUUGGACGCUAUUUGGAAGCGUCGACGGAAUAGAACCUGCUGCACCUCGCCUACAGUCGCUGCACUGCGAUGUCCAGUUGGAUAGAGCUCUUACUAGACUGUGGGAGUUAGAAGAAGCUCCGCAAAAGACCCACCUCACAUACGAAGAGCGUCACUGCGAAGAACUCUUCGAAACAACGCACCAAAGAGCACCUGGCGGUCGCUUUGUAGUUGAACUGCCGCUGAAUACCGACGUACUUCUAGGCGAUUCGCGAAGUUAUGCUGUCCAAAGCCUACUACGCAUCGAGAGGCGCCUUGCUCGGGACGACGACCUGCGGCUACGCUACAAUGAGUUCAUGCAGGAACUUCUCGACAUGAAUCAUAUGGAGCUCGCACCAGAAUCAACGAAUCAAAUGUUUUACAUGCCGCAUCACCCUGUUGUAAAGGAUUCGAGCGUUACCACUAAGCUGAGGGUCGUUUUCAACGCGUCGGCUAAAACGGCCACCGGAAAUUCGCUGAACGACGCAUUAUUUGUCGGUCCUCAACUGCAGCAGGACUUAUUUUCAAUUUUAACGCGUUUUAAAACGCAUCGCUAUGCACAUUGCGAAAAUGUACCGCCAAAUAUGCGUAGCACCGAAGCACAUUGA